ACAUCUUCUAACAGUCUCUCACUUUCUCUCUUCUCUCUCUCUUUCCUUUUCUCUUGAGUCCGUGAAGGCUAAGUCUGAAAGAAUGACGAAGGAUGAGUUAACGGAGGAAGAGUCGCUCUCCGGGAAGGACUACUUAGACCCACCGCCUGUGAAGAUGUUCGAGGUGAGAGAGCUCAAGAAGUGGUCCUUCUACAGAGCAGUCAUCGCUGAGUUCAUAGCUACUUUCCUCUUUCUAUACGUCACCGUUUUGACAGUCAUCGGCUUUAAGAGCCAGACGGAUAUCAACGCUGGUGGUGGAGCUUGUGCCAGUGUCGGCCUCCUAGGCAUCUCUUGGGCCUUCGGUGGCAUGAUCUUCAUCCUCGUAUAUUGCACUGCCGGCAUCUCUGGUGGACACAUCAAUCCCGCGGUGACGUUUGGGCUAUUCCUAGCUAGCAAGGUAUCAUUGGUGAGAGCUGUGUCGUACAUGGUGGCUCAGUGUCUCGGAGCCACUUGCGGAGUUGGUUUGGUGAAAGUCUUCCAGUCGACUUAUUACAACCGCUACGGUGGUGGAGCCAACAUGCUCUCCGAAGGAUACAAUGUUGGUGUAGGUGUUGGUGCGGAGAUUAUCGGCACUUUUGUCCUCGUCUACACCGUCUUCUCCGCUACCGACCCUAAGCGAAAUGCCCGUGACUCUCACAUUCCUGUAUUAGCACCAUUGCCAAUUGGAUUUUCCGUGUUCAUGGUUCAUUUAGCCACAAUUCCAAUUACUGGCACCGGAAUUAACCCUGCUAGGAGUUUUGGAGCUGCCGUCAUCUACAACAAUCAAAAGGCUUGGGAUGAUCAGUGGAUCUUCUGGGUCGGUCCAUUUGUGGGUGCAGCCAUUGCAGCAUUUUACCAUCAGUUUGUGUUGAGAGCUGGUGCUAUGAAGGCCUAUGGGUCAGUUAGGAGCCAGCUUCAUGAGCUUCAUGCUUAAAUUUGAUUUUUCGAACUAUCGAAGAGGUGAAGAAUUCUUUGGG
Molecule: messenger RNA, 995 nt
Organism: Arabidopsis arenosa
Lineage: Eukaryota; Viridiplantae; Streptophyta; Magnoliopsida; Brassicales; Brassicaceae
Source: the annotation of a GenBank genome assembly